Cyprinodon tularosa is the source of this 1738-nucleotide messenger RNA. RefSeq names its product cyclin-dependent kinase 14 (gene cdk14). The record is from RefSeq and is a predicted model, not a curated record. The coding region runs from base 136 to 1407 and encodes 423 amino acids. Gene Ontology annotation, biological process: protein phosphorylation. Gene Ontology annotation, molecular function: cyclin binding; cyclin-dependent protein serine/threonine kinase activity; ATP binding. Gene Ontology annotation, cellular component: cytoplasm; cytosol; nucleus. Lineage: Eukaryota; Metazoa; Chordata; Actinopteri; Cyprinodontiformes; Cyprinodontidae. The transcript is spliced from 14 exons.
UUGGUACAGCCCGGUUUUGCGGCCUGUAGAGGGAGGAGGAAGAGGAGGGAGGUGUUUGGAGCGGCUUGCAGGGACAGCGGUGGCCUGAAUGCUUCCUCUCUGUUCUCCAGAGGCGUCCAGAUAUGCGUCACAAAGAUGUCCACACGCGGCUGCCAGGGAACAGACUCGGUCAUCAAACCCCUGGACACCAUCCCUGAGGACAAAAAGGUCAGAGUUCAGCGCACGCAGAGUGGCUUCGACCCGUUCGAGAAACCCGCCAGCCAGGUGAAGAGGGUCCAUUCAGAGAACAAUGCCUGCAUCAACGCCAAGAGCUCGUCAUCUGGAAAAGAGUCUCCCAAGCUGCGCCGCCACUCCAGCCCCAGUUCUCCCACAAGCCCCAAGUUUGGAAAGGCCGACUCCUAUGAGAAGCUGGAGAAGCUGGGGGAGGGUUCAUACGCCACCGUUUACAAAGGCAAGAGCAAAGUGAACGGGAAGCUGGUGGCCCUGAAAGUGAUCCGUCUGCAGGAGGAGGAGGGAACACCCUUCACAGCCAUACGGGAAGCGUCUCUUCUGAAAGGCCUGAAGCACGCCAACAUUGUGCUCCUCCAUGACAUCAUCCACACCAAGGAAACCCUGACGCUGGUGUUUGAGUAUGUGCACACUGACCUGUGUCAGUACAUGGACAAACACCCAGGAGGUCUCCACCCAGACAACGUGAAGCUCUUUCUCUUCCAGCUGUUGAGGGGCCUGUCCUACAUUCACCAGAGUUACAUUCUUCACCGGGACCUGAAACCACAGAACCUGCUCAUCAGCGACAGCGGAGAGCUCAAACUGGCUGACUUUGGCCUCGCCAGGGCCAAGUCCGUCCCCAGCCACACCUACUCCAACGAGGUGGUGACCCUGUGGUACCGGCCUCCAGACGUCCUGCUGGGAUCCACAGACUACUCCACCUGCCUGGACAUGUGGGGGGUGGGCUGCAUCUUCAUCGAGAUGAUCCAAGGAGUGGCUGCUUUUCCUGGAAUGAAGGACAUCCAGGACCAGCUGGAGAGGAUCUUCCUGGUUCUUGGAACGCCAUCAGAGGAAACGUGGCCUGGCGUGAACUCACUGCCUCACUUCAAACCAGAUCGUUUCACCGUCUACAGCGCCAAGAAGCUCCGACAGGCCUGGAACAAGUUGGGUUAUGUGGACCAUGCUGAGGAGUUGGCCUCCAGGUUCCUCCAGUGCUUCCCAAAGAACCGCCUCUCAGCGCGGGCAGCCCUGAACCACGAGUACUUCAGCAACCUUCCUCCGCGGCUCUGGGAGCUGCAGGACAUGUCUUCUAUCUUCACCGUUCUAAACAUCAAGCUGCAGACAGAGAGCGGGGACAGCAUCCAGGUGUGUGCGCGGAAGAACAGCCACGGAAAGGCAUCGUCUGGCAGCAAGCACUGACCUGAGGCAGCAUCCUGCACAUGGCGGCCUGACAGGUGGCUGCAGAAGAUGGAGGCAUCGGGAAGAGCUCCAGCUCUCUUUAUUUAUUACCUUCACACAAUAUUUGACUGUGUUUGUGGGGGUGCAUGAGAGGGGUCCCUUUUUGAACGGUACCGAAGAUUUCAGACUGUCGUUUGCAAGCUUUGUUUACUUUUUAUAAGUUUUCAGUAAUCACCUAUCAUGGCCGCCGUAGAGAGAAAAUGGCGUCACUAUCGCUGCAUAUCGUGUUCUGUGUUUGUAACUAGCCUCCUAUUUAAGAAUGUAUAUUUGUAUGUAUGAUAUCUAAAAACUA